AUGCAAUACUGCGUCCAACUGCUGCUGGCGCUCUGCAAUUAUAUCGAGAACGUUCUGACCCUCGAGAAUGGUGGUAGAGUGGUCGGUGUUAGGAAACAUGUGGAAUGGAGUUUCAAGGUUCGGAAUCUGCUGAAGUUGAGCAAGACGUCGAUGUUGAUGAUUGAUGCAGAUGACCUGUGCCACUCGCUUCAAGAAAAGACCGCCCGCGCAACUCUCUUCACCGCUAUCACAAGGCACAUUUACAAAGACACAAUCCUCAUCGUAGACGGGAUGAACGACAUCAAGGGGUUCAGAUACCAGUUGUAUUGCAAGGCCCGAGAGGCUGGUGUAAGGGUCGCUACGCGCUUCGAAGAGCCCUCGUCUAUGGUCCGCUGGGACGCUCCACUCUUUACCAUCCUCUGGGAUGACCCAACACCUCCACUCGAACGCAUAUCAGAUGCAGUCACAACUGGCAUCGUCAAAUCUCCCAACCAUACGACAAACGCGCUAGUUUCUGUGCUUAUGGCUGCUCAGGCUGCUGGUCCGAUCGGGGGACCUAUCGUCAUCACCAUCGCCACGCUCGAACCUAGUUCGAACACCAGUGCCAUUGAUAGUUCUGUGCUCCGUGUCCGCUUAGCACUCUCACAUCGUGCACUGACGCUAUCAGAACUGCAACCGCUCAAACGCCAAUUCGUGGCUGCGCGCCGGAAAGCUGUAACAUUGGGAAGCACGGAAAAGGGGAGGGUGGAAUGGGGAGAGGAAGGCGUGGGACGUGCGUUUGCUGAGUUUUUGGAGGAGGGGUUGGGUGUUACGAGGUGA
Molecule: messenger RNA, 798 nt
Organism: Suillus bovinus
Lineage: Eukaryota; Fungi; Basidiomycota; Agaricomycetes; Boletales; Suillaceae
Product: chromatin associated protein KTI12
Exons: 6
Coding region: 1-798 (265 amino acids)
Source: RefSeq, a predicted model, not a curated record